AUGCGGUUCGCGGCGAGGAGCGCGUUAGCGCUAUGCCUCUGCGCAGCGGCGGUCGUAUCUUGCGAGGGCGUGAAUACGCUUUCGAGCAAAGAUAACACUUUGGCGAAACAUCCGGAUGCACAGGCAGCGUCACCCGAGUGGACGCUCGACGAAGAGGGACUGGGCACUUGGGAGACCUGCGACACGUGCGAGCAGUGCAUCCUGGACCCACUACCCGCGGGGGUAAAGCCGCCAAGGCCGAACGGGGGAGGUCCCGGGCGGGAUCCUGGCGUGGUACACUGCAAGAAAUGCCUCGGCUGCAGCGUGAUCUUGACGCGGAUGAAGGAGUCGCAGCCGAUGAAAGCAAUAGGAAAAGACGUGAAAGUUUUCUCUGGAGCAUCGGGCGCGGCAGUAAUGAAGGGCGUGACUGCGGAGCGAGGCAACGUCUUUGUCAAGGCGUGGUGCGGACUAAAGGGAAACUAUCGGCAGACGCCCAGGAAUCAUCCGUUGCCUACUAAAUGUGAGCAUGACGGCGAAGACAUCCCCUCCUCCCAGCGUAGGCCGUGCCAGCUCAAGGGGGGAAUCUUUGGCUGGAGCGAGUGCAAUUUCAAGUUCCUCAACGCGCUGGACAAGCUUGCAGAGGACGCCAACCUGACCGCCGCCACGCCCAGGACUUGGACCGAGCAUGUCAAGUCUUUCAUCCCCUGGCAGGAGGGUGACGAGGCUAAGGGGAUCAAGGUCGACACGCGCAUGCAGUUCUAUGAGGUUGCCGAGGGCGCAUCCAUCGAGGCGCUGUAUGGGGGCGUGCUUGACGCGCGGACCAUGGCACUGACGAAGAAAAUUCCCCACGAGGACGUGGUUAGGGCCGCGGUGUUCGACCUGCUUUUCAGUGAGCAGGAUAGGCACGGGCAGAACGUCUUCGUGAGCGAGACUGGCCGCCUGCAUGUCAUUGACAACGAGGGCGCGUUUGGUCCCAUCAACUCGAUGCUCAUCCCCGGCGGGCAGAAGUACGAGGUCUACCGCAUCGGCUACAACGCGGUUUGCUGCGGGAACCUGCCGGGUACCGAGGAGGAGAAUUGCCCGGGUAAAAUAUCCGACGCGUCCGCGCCGGAGGUGAUGAUUGACUACAGGUGCCACGCCCCCGGGAGGUUCAUUGGCACAGCGCUGCCUCCAGGGUUGGAGCCGUUUUUGCGAAGGAUAGAAAAGAUGAGUGCCCAGGCGGUGUUUGACCACUACGAGAUGAGUCACCUGGAGCACGCCAAAACUUUCAAGGUUCGCGUCAGCGAGAUGCUCGACGGGGGCUUCGAGCGUGCCAUGAUUGCGCAGUACGCCAGGCAGCCGCCGGGCGACGGUAAGCAGUAUGGGAAUGAUUUCUUCUACGGGUUGCAGCCGGCAUGCUGCGGUGCCAAAGAGGGAGCCCACUGCAAGGUUCGGAUUGCGGGUCGUGAAGAGCAAAGCUUCAACAAUCUUUCGGAGGAAGAUAAGCUCGUAUGGCCCGGGAACGAGCCCGGGCGGGAGGCAAACACGUUAUGGCCUGGUCCGGUGGAGGCCCCGCACCUGAAGAGACCGAUGGGCAAUAAGCUACGAAGAGAUUCCGGCGAGGUCAGGAUCCCAGCCGCGGCGGCGCUCGCGCAGGACAACCUCCACCUCUCCAUGCGCUUGGCGGUGGACGACGAUAACGGCGUCAUCACCUGCGAGCACCUGCUGUCCGCGCUCGAGGCGAUCGGCGUGGACAACGCGAGGAUCGAGCUCGAGGGUUCCGGCGAGGUUCCCAUCGUGGACGGGUCUGCGUACCAGUUCGCGUACGAGUGCGCCCGCGUCGGCCUCGUCCCCGCGCACGCCGACGGAUCCACCGCGGAGGUGCCCCGGAUGGCGUGGCGACCCAGCGAGAUGAUCACCGUGCGAGACGGCGACGCUUUCGUGCAGUUCAUCCCGGACGCCGUCACCAAACUCCUACCUAUGCCCCGCGAAAGAGAAGGGAGCUGGGGCAGGAUCAGGCAGAUGCUGAAGCGCGAAGCGGAGGCGCGGGGCGAGGAAAUGCCCAAGUUUUGA
Molecule: messenger RNA, 2031 nt
Organism: Micromonas commoda
Lineage: Eukaryota; Viridiplantae; Chlorophyta; Mamiellophyceae; Mamiellales; Mamiellaceae
Exons: 3
Coding region: 1-2031 (676 amino acids)
Biological process (GO): lipid A biosynthetic process
Source: RefSeq, a predicted model, not a curated record